This is a messenger RNA of Oncorhynchus masou masou (cherry salmon), 5496 nucleotides long. RefSeq names its product zinc finger protein 239-like. The coding region runs from base 101 to 1120 and encodes 339 amino acids. NCBI's taxonomy places the organism in Eukaryota, Metazoa, Chordata, Actinopteri, Salmoniformes, Salmonidae. The record is from RefSeq and is a predicted model, not a curated record. The transcript has 2 exons.
UGUUUACUUCCUGGCAGGCACAUUUAACAAGAAGGGUUUCAAAAAAGCUUUAGAUUAAAAUAAAUUGAUAAUAAAAUACUAGUGAGAGUGCAUUCCCAACAUGUCAAAAAUACAAUUGCUCAAUGUGUUUCUGCGUGAGCGAUUGAUCGCGGCUGCUGUAGAGAUAUUUGGAGUAGUUGAAAAUACGAUAGUAGAGUAUCAAGAAGAAGUCUCCCGUUCGAAGGAGGAGAACAAACGGUUACAGAACAUGUUGGAUUUGGUCAUGAAACCACAAAUAAAGUUACAUAGAGCAGAACCGAGGCAUCAUGUCUCAGAAGAGGAAAUGAAGGGCCUCAGUCUGCGGGAAGAAAGUUCAGAGCCCGCACAAAGUACAGUAGAACAGGACUUCAGGACGAGACUGGAGGAAGAGCAACUGCAAGGGCCUGAGUCUCCUAGUCAUAACAUAGAGUUUGUAUUCACUCCUCCUUGUGUGAAAAGUGGGUUUGACCCGGACCCUUGGCCCUCGCACCUUUUUAAAACCCAGAUUGUGGAGGACAAUGAGAGUAAUAAUCUGUCGAGUACCCUAGUGGAACACAUGAAAACAGAACCUGAUGGAGAGGGCUACGGAGUACCAACGAGUGACCCACAGUUCCUGUUUGCAGUAAAGGCACACUGUUCUGCAACUCCGAGUGAAAACAUGAGCCCUCUGCAGCGGAAAACAAAGAGAGGACGACCAUUUAGGCAUAUAGGAACACUGUCUGAAUUUAUGAAGAGACGCGCUUCAUACGAGCGAUUUCGAUGCCAUGUCUGUGGAAAGGGGUUCCCAGCCAGGAAGGGUCUGGGAGACCACAUGACGACUCAUACAGGGGAGAGACCACACAGCUGUCACCUUUGUGGGAAAGGUUUCAAAGUGAAGAGUCAUCUGAACGAGCAUAUCAGAGUUCACACAGGAGAGAAACCGUUUGUCUGCUCAGUCUGCGGGAAAGCGUUCAGGCAGGACGCUCAUAUGAAAGGGCAUUUGAGGAGGACUCACAAGGAGAACCCAUACCGAUGCCAUGACUGUGGCGAAAGCUUCAGUCAGAUGGGAGAGCUGCAAGUGCAUAGGACAGUGGCCUGUGGUCCGAUUGUCCUGGGCCUUUGACGUUACUGUCCUUUCCCCGAUGCCUUUGGUGACACAGAUGUUUUAGUCUGGCAGUCAUGAUAAGGACAAUUGAAAUGUGUCAUUGAAGGAAAAAAGGAAGCAUAAUCUGUCCACAGAGUAAGAAAAGUUUGAGGGCGAAGCCCCUAUCUUUAGCUAAAAUUCAUAAAUGGGAGGGCAUUUCUAGAAAGCAUGUAGCCUAUGUGGUUGGUUGUCUGUACAGUGCUGUGGAAAAGUAUUUGCCCCAUUUUCAAUUUUCUCUACUUCUACAUAUUUUGGAUACUGAAUGUUAUCAGAUCUUCAACCAAAAGCUGAUAUUAGAUGACAGGAACCUGAGUGAACAAUUUUUAUAAAUAUAUAUAUGUAUAUAUACAUACACACAAAGUAUGUGGACACCCUUUCAAAUGAGUGGAUUCGGCUAUUUCAGCCACAUGUUGCUGACAGGUGUAUAAAAAUCCCAUACUGAAGAGCACAGUGACUUUCAACGUGGCACCGUCAUAGCUGCCCUGUAAGUGCUGUUCUUGUGAAGUGAGAACGGAGCAACAAUGGCUCAGCCGCAAAGUGGUAGGCCACGCAACUUCACAGAACGGGGCCGCCGAGUGCUGAAGUGUGUAAAAAAAAAAAAAAAUCUGGCCUUGGUUGCAACACUCACUACUGAGUUCCAAACUGCUUCUGGAAAAAAACGUCAGCAUAAGAACCGUUCGUCGAGCCUAAGAUCACCAUGCGCAAUGCCAAUCGUCGUCUGGAGUGGUGUAAAGCUCGCCGCCAUUGGACUCUGGAGCAGUGGAAAUGCAUUCUUUGGAGUGAUAAAUCACACUUCACUAUCUGGCAGUCCAAUGGACAAAUCUUGGCUCGCAGAUGCCAGGAGAACGCUACCUUCCCCAAUGCAUAGUACCAGCUGUGAAGUUUGGUGUAGGAGGAAUAGUGGUCUGGAGCUGUUUUUCAUGGUUCGGACUAGGCCUCUUAGUUCCAGUGAAGGGAAAUCUCAACGCUACAACAUCCAGUAACAUUCUAUAUGAUUCUGUGCCUCCAACUUUGCGGCAACAGUUUGGGGAAGGCCGUUUCCUGUUUCAGCAUGACAAUGCCCCCGUGCGCAAAGCGAGGAAAUGGUUUGUCGACAUGGUGUGGAAGAACUUGACUGGCCUGCACAGAGCCCUAAGCUCAACCCCAUCGAACACCUUUGGGAUGAAUUGGAACACCGACUGCGAGCCAGGCCUAAUCGCCAAACAUCAGUGCCCGACCUCACAAAUGCUCUUGUGGCUAAAUGGAAGCAAGUCCCUGCAGCAAUGUUCCAACAUCUAGUGGAAAGCCUUCUCAGAAGAGUGGAGGCUGUUGUAGCAGCAAAUGUCCAUGAUUUUGGAAUGAGAUGUUCGACGUGCAGGUGUCCACAUAACUUUAUGAAAUACACUACAUGGCACAAAUGUAUGUAACACCCAAUGCUCCUGUGUGAGAAAGUAAUUGACCCUUACACUCAAUAACUCACCUUUAACUACAAUGACUCCAACCAAAUGCUUCCUGUUCGUUGAUAAGUCUCUUUCGUCGCUGUGGAGGAGUUUUGGCCCAUUCUUCCAUGCAGAACUGCUUUAACUCGGUGACAUUUGUGGAUUUUCAAGCAUUGAACUGCUUGUUCAAGUCCUGCCACAACCUCUCAAUUGGGAUUAGGCCUGGAUUUAACUUCAAAUGUGUUGCUUUUUAGCCAUUUUCAUGCAGACUUGAUUGUGUGUUUUAGAUCAUUGUCUUGCUGCAUGACGCAGCUGCGUUUCAGCUUCAGCUCACAGCCGGAUGGCCUGACAUUCUCCUGUCGAAUUCUCUGAAACAGAGCUGAAUUUAAUCCAAAGGACACAAGUCUAAAACAACCAGUUAUUGUGUGUAAGGGGGCAAUUACUUUUUCACACAGGGGAAUUGGGUGUUGCAUAACUUUAUUAAUAACACAACAAAUAUAUACUUAUUUGUAAAUUCAGGUUCCCUUUAUCUAAUAUUAGGUUUUGGUUGAAGAUCUGAUAACAUUCAGUUCCCCCAAAAAUGAGAGAGAAUCAGAAAGGGGUCAAAUACUUUCUCACGGCUCUGUAGGUGGUUCUCCAUCCAAUCUUUUUAAGUGAGUGAAGUCCGUUGGGGAAAAUAUGUCACGACAGCCCUGAUGGAAGCAGCUAAUUUGUCGGUACAGUUAACUUUCCAAAUGUCGACACAUGCUAUACGGAGUGGGAUCUUUUUGUGUCGGUAAAGUAAAUUAUGCAACAAAUGGCGCUGGAAACGCCUUUAUGCUCAAAUAUAUCGAAGUGAAAGUCACAAGAUGAUAUGUUGUGUGGUCCUCCCACUGCGACUUAUAAAGCAUGUCGUUUAUUAGGCUACAGAUUCAAUAAAUGAUGAACUUCACAGGCUGGUGAAAGUGCACGGCGAUGAGCUUGAUCUGUUCCAAUAAAUAUAGACCGUCUUAAACUCUUAUUCUGUACACACAUGAUGAUCGAUGCUUGGCUGUUUGACAAAUCGAGGUAAUCUCGCUCUUUUGUCCAUACUAAUCUCACCAUGUAGGAAAGCCUACCUGCACUGUAUCUGCAAGCUGUUGGCUAGAGUACACGUGCCGAGACCAGAGUGGGCACAUAAGCUAUAUAACGCAAUUUUAUUUUUGACAAAACCAUCACGAGAGUUGAAAAUGCAAUGGAAACCCAUUCAACUUGUAUUUUUAAUUCAGUUCAUGGGAAUUUAACCACACUAUUUGUCUAUUUUAUGUCCACUACGUUAUCCGCAACAAGUCAAUUUAUGUAAACAUCUCUGGUGGGAAGGUUUUUGAAUAUCCACAUGAAAAUCCGUCGACAAUUGGAUGGAAACCUCGCUAGUGAGUUCCAUGAGGAAAAAGGAAAACGUCCAAGGAACUAGUUCUCUGGUACCUUGUAUUGUAUCUAUCAUUUAUGGAUCCUUGGACCACUUCAAGGUAGUCAAACAGAUGGAUGUCCAUAGCUUGGGGGAGUCACUAAUGGAAUGCAUAUCACUGUCUAAUAUAUAAAAAAAAAAACUGUACAUCUUGGAUGUCAUUCUCUUCCCUAUGUGUGGAAGACAGGUUUAUAUAUUUCAAAUGUAAACAACAUAGCCUAACAUUUUACUUACACCUAUUCAAUGAAUGCCAGUUCUCGAUCUGACAGCUACAGUAUAUUAGGAAAAUAUGACAUAUUAUUAAAGGGAAUUAACUUGCUGUCUGUUUAUCAAUUCAACUAUGGAGGGAACGUCAUUACCGAUAUGUUCACUGAAAGGGUGUUUUCAGACAGACUUCAAAUUUGACUUUACUGUCCAAACACACAUGCAGGGUAACUUUAUAAAUAGCUAUAGCAAGUCCUAUCUAUUGCAGCAUGAUUUUGGGUAAUGUUAAAACUCCAGGGGCGUGUUCAUUAGUGCACACGAUGGAAAACAUUUAACAAUUUAAUGUAAAAAAAUGGAAAUCCAUUACUGAAAUGUUGAUUCAUGUUAACUGUCCCUGUAGAAAUAAACUCAAUCAAGUAAAGUAAAACAAAUUAGUAUUUCUUAUUGAACAAGAGUAGGGAGUCCCUCCAUUUCAGUACAUUUUCUUCAGUGUGGUGCCUAAUGAACACGACUAGAUUCUCCUCGUUUUUCACGUGAUGUUUGUAUACGGGAAGGAGGGCCCCAUAAUUUGUAGGCUCCUGAGUGGCGCAGUGGUCUAAGGGAUUGCAUCUCAGUGCUAGAGGCAUCACUACAGACUGGUUUGAUUCCAGGGUGUAUCACAACUGCCCGUGAUUGGGAGUCCCAUAGGGUGGUGCACAAUUAGGGUUUGGUCGGUGUAUGCCGUCAUUGUAAAUAAGAACUUGUUCUUAACUGACUUACCUAGUUAAAUAAAGAUAAACUAAUCAUUGAAUUUAGCUCCACUUGUAGUAAAGUUAUAUGACCAGUAGAGGUCAGAAACGCCCAUCUUUCUUUCAAAGAGUGUUAGAGAAGAGUAGUGUAUUUCCCCUAUCGAGACUGAGACCAUGUGUAGUAGACUUGGGUCAAAACUCCUCUUAGCCCAGAUUGGGCAAAUAAACCUCUUUGUUGCAGCACUCUUUCUGGGCUUGGAUACAUCACGUCUGCAUAUAAACCCUGUGUGGUUUGCAGCUCUAUAAACCAUGUGUGGUUAGCAGCUCAAUAGCAUAUCUUAGAAUUACAGCUAGUCUUAAUACUCAUGUUGGGCAAUUCAGGUGGAUGAGUGUGUUUCAUAUGAUUGUGUUUUGCUUUUUGUGUUCUGUGUUUUCAUGCAUUGUGUAAUUGAGGUGUAUACAGAUAUGUAUAGUAUAAUUGUUUUUUUAUUGAUGUGUUCAUGCAUCUGCAAAAGAAACCGUGGUCUUAGUGCUUAAAUAAAGGUAAAAAAUAAAACUAAAUAAAAAAUGAAUUAUGCA